Messenger RNA from Rhododendron vialii, 1668 nucleotides. RefSeq names its product pentatricopeptide repeat-containing protein At1g31430-like. The transcript has a single exon. The coding region runs from base 1 to 1668 and encodes 555 amino acids. Lineage: Eukaryota; Viridiplantae; Streptophyta; Magnoliopsida; Ericales; Ericaceae. The record is from RefSeq and is a predicted model, not a curated record. Gene Ontology annotation, biological process: RNA modification. Gene Ontology annotation, molecular function: protein binding; RNA binding.
AUGAGCAGCCAACUGCACCUAGCUAUCCUCUCUCUCAAACGCUCACCCCACACCAUCAAACAAAUAGAUCAAAUCCUCACCCAAACCAUCACAACUGGUCUCCUCCACACCACCCCUACACUCAACUCUAUUCUCACAGUCUAUUCCAAAAGCCCCGCACCCACCAAAGCCAUUCUUACAUACAACCUCUCCAUCAAAAACUCAAUCCCCCUAGAUAACUACACUUACCCAGUUCUCCUCAAGGCCUGCACACGCCUAAAAUCACUCCCUAAAGGAAAAGAAGUCCAUGCCCAUGUCACAAAAGUAGGCCUAGGUAGUGAUGUUUAUGUACAGAAUGCUCUAGUUCACUUUUAUGGGUCCACAGGCCUAAUUGGUGAUGCUAGGUACGUGUUUGAUAAAAUGCCUCACAGAGAUUUAGCUAGUUGGAAUUCACUUCUGGCUGCUUAUAAUUCGCGAUCUGGAGAUGGGACUGAAGCAUUGGUUUUGUUUAAGGAAAUGAUGUGUGAAGGGAUCGGAGCUGAUUCUAUCACUUUCGUGAUUAUAAUUUCAGCACUUGCAGCGGUAACAAAGGUGGAAUACGGCAGCUCAAUCCACGGUUCUGUGAUAAAAAACGGGUUUGAUUGCUAUGUGCAUUUGGAAAAUGCAAUGCUGGGUAUGUAUGUGAACUAUGGGGAUGUGAAUGCUGCUCUAACCUUAUUUACUGAAAUGGGUGGUAGAAGGGAUGUAGUGUCUCACACUAUAAUGAUCAAUGGGUGUAUCGAGACAGGGUUCAUAGAGUUGGCUCGCGACAUUUUCGAUCGUAGGUUUGACAAAGAUUUGGUUCUGUGGAACUCAAUGAUCAGUGGUUAUGUUGAGUCAAACCUCCCGAAUGAAGCUUUAGUGCUUUUUGAGAAAAUGGAGAAUGAAGAGGUCGAACCUGAUCAAUACACUGUAGUUAGUAUUCUUUCCGCUUGUGCUUGCUUAUCGGAUCUUCAAUAUGGUAGGCAUGUUCACCGAUUAAUCCUCACAAAAAACAUGUUACACGAUGUUUUUGUCGGAACGGCUCUAAUUGACAUGUACUCAAAGUGUGGAAGUAUUAGUGAUGCAAUGGCCACUUUUUACAAAAUGGAAGACAAAGAUGUUUUUACUUGGACAACUGCAAUUGGAGGACUUGCGAAUUUCGGUUACGUAAAGGCAUCUUUGGAGUUGUUCUAUCAGAUGGAGAAUGAGGGAGUUAACCCUAAUGAGGCAACGUUUGUUAGUGUAUUAGCAGCAUGCAGACAGGCUGGCCUAGUUGAAGAAGGUUGCUUCUUGUUUAGUACACUACUGAGAAAUUACAAAAUCCAACCAAAGGUCGAGCACUUUGGUUGUCUAAUCGACCUCUUGAGUAGAGCCGGUCUAGUCCACCAGGCGGACGAGUUCGUUAAAGCCAUUGAUCCAGGGGAAAGACUUGUAGCUUAUAAAACCCUACUAAGUGCCUGUAUGAAUCACUCAAAGAUCGAUCUUGGAUUAAAGGUUGCUGAUGAACUGGAAAGGUUGGGUUCAGAAGAUCAUGCAGUUUGUGUCUUACUUUCGAACUUCUAUGCGCUAGCGGGAGAAUGGUCUAAAGUUGAAGAGAUGAGAAGGAACAUGAAAAUUUUCGGUAUGUUGAAAGAGCCAGGCAUCAGCUGCGUAGAGGUGACUACCUAA